GGCAUUGGCUUGACUCACCGAAUGAAAGACAACCCAACAAAUGAGUGCCACUGUCUUAUCUCUGAAAAAGAUGGCUCUGCCCUUUGGUCAACACCUCCUUCUAAUUAGCUUCUUUGGCUUCUUUGCAUACAGCAGCUUUGUAGGAGGUCAAAAAAACAACACAUUGAUUUUUACUAAGGAAAACACCAUUCGAAACUGCAGCUGCUCUGCUGAUAUACGGGAUUGUGAUUACAGUUUGGCUAAUCUGAUGUGCACUUGUAAAACUGUUUUACCCUAUACGAUAGAGCAAGCCAGCUAUGAGAGUGAUCUGACUAUUUGGUUCACAGACACCACUGCACUGGGCUUCCUACUGAAUUUUACAUUGGUUAGGGACCUGAAGCUUUCUCUAUGUAGCACAACUACCCUCCCAACAGAAUAUGUGGCAAUCUGGGGACUGAAGAGGCUUCGAAUCAACACAGAAGUCAAGGAUCAAUUCCCAGAGCAAAGCUUACUGAUACACAACAGUGGUGACAGUGAUUUUAAGGAAGAGAAGCCUAAAUGGCCCACAGACAGGCAAACAUUUUUAUAUGUUUCAUUCCUGGAUACAGCUCUUUUCAAUGGGGAAUCAUCUUUGAAAUCAUACAGCAUUGAAAAUGUUGCCAGUAUCACAAACAACUUCCCUUACCUUUCUUACUUCAAAAUGUUUUCCAUCCCAAGCAACAAAAGUUAUAUUGUUACAUUCAUUUACUGA
Messenger RNA from Trichosurus vulpecula (common brushtail), 730 nucleotides. RefSeq names its product chromosome 2 C21orf62 homolog (gene EPCIP). The transcript has a single exon. Bases 41 to 730 code for a protein of 229 amino acids. Lineage: Eukaryota; Metazoa; Chordata; Mammalia; Diprotodontia; Phalangeridae. The record is from RefSeq and is a predicted model, not a curated record.